Spodoptera frugiperda (fall armyworm) is the source of this 2351-nucleotide messenger RNA. RefSeq names its product CWF19-like protein 1. Gene Ontology annotation, cellular component: post-mRNA release spliceosomal complex. Lineage: Eukaryota; Metazoa; Arthropoda; Insecta; Lepidoptera; Noctuidae. Gene Ontology annotation, molecular function: RNA lariat debranching enzyme activator activity. Gene Ontology annotation, biological process: mRNA splicing, via spliceosome. The transcript has 11 exons. Bases 121 to 1722 code for a protein of 533 amino acids. The record is from RefSeq and is a predicted model, not a curated record.
UAUAGUCUAUGGUUAUGUCCUUCUGUCAUAACUGUUCUGUUGUCAUUUACAAAAUAUAACCUUAAAAUAAGGAAGCAAAACAAAACAUUUUAUAUUAAAUCAAUAAUUUAUUGAUUUGAAAUGGAUAAACAAAAAACGUUGAUAUGUGGCGAUGUAAAUGGAAACUUUAAAGCUUUGUUUUCACGUGUGGAAUCUAUCGUCAAGAAAUCUGGACAAUUUGAUGUUCUACUAUGUGUGGGAAAUUUUUUUGGAGAUGAUAAUUCAGAGCUGGAUGCGUAUAAAAUGGGAACCCGGAAAGUUCCGGUAACCACAUAUGUUUUUGGGCCAUCCAAACCAGAACAUGUGCCCCUCUACUGUGAAGAAGGAUCUGAAAUAGUGCCAAAUGUGAUCUACAUGGGUAAAAGAGGAAUAUUUACAACUAGUGCUGAUGUUAAAAUUGCAUAUCUGACUGGUUUGUCUCGGAGAGAACUGGGGAAAGAGCUUCCGAUGUGUACAUUUGAACCGAGUGACUGCAGUGCAGUGAGGGAUGCAUGUUUCAGAGGACAGAGUGAAUAUAGGGGGGUGGACAUGUUGAUUACUACCCUUUGGCCUGCUGGGAUACAACAGGAUGAAACACAGAAGAUAGAUGUAGAAAAAGAGAGGUUAUCAGACUUGCUCUCUUGGCUCGCUAUUCAUAUAAAACCUAGGUACCAUUUUGUUCCCUCACCUGAUAAACACUAUGAAAGACAACCUUACAGAAACCUCUCCACUCAUCAAGACUACAGAGAAUGUGCAACAAGGUUCAUAGCGUUGGCUCCAGUCGGUAACAAGGUGAAAGAGAAGUGGAUCUACGCAUGCUCCUUGCAGCCAAUCUCUUCAAUGAGGGUAACAGAUCUGUUGCAAGGAACCACUGAUGAGACAGUUUGUCCGUAUGACCCGGAUCUGUUGAUGCAGCAUCAACCUGGGAAAGUUGUUAAGUUUAGUGGUAAUGGACAGUACUUCUUCAGUUCGGAUGGACCAGAAGAUCAGGAUCAAGGCAAGAGAAAACGGAGAGACAGAGAUGACAACCAAGAGAGGAAGAAGUUUGAUCCAGAAACUUGCUGGUUCUGCCUAUCAUCCCCGUCAGUGGAGAAACAUUUAGUAAUAAGCGUGGGUAGCCAUUGCUACCUAGCUCUAGCGAAGGGUCCAUUGACCCCAUACCAUGUACUUAUCCUGCCUAUUGCACAUCACCAGUCUCUUGUUAAAGUACCAGACGAGAUAUCAGAAGAGAUAAAGAAGUUCAAGGCGGUGUUGAAGCAGUUCUACGCGUCCAUGGGCAUGCUGGUCGUGUUCUUCGAGCGCAACUACCGCACGUCACACAUGCAGAUACAGUCGGUACCGGUGCCCAGGAUCUGUGAGUCGCAGAUAUUGGAAAUAUUCCAGGACGAGGCAGGUAUAAACAAGAUCCCCCUGGAAGUGCUCCCGCCGUACACGGACAUUCGACAGAUGAUGUUCCCCGGCGCGCCGUACUUCCACGCCGAGCUGCCCAAUGGCGACCAGAUAUUCGCCAAACCGAAGCAGAACUUCCCUAUACAUUUCGGCAGAGAUGUAUUAUCAACGCCACAAAUCCUAAACUGCGAGGACAAGGCGGACUGGCGACAGUGUCUCAUCUCCAAAGAGGAAGAAAUCCAAUACGUGAAGGAAUUCAGAGAUAAGUUCCGACCAUUUGACUUCACUGCCGAUGCUGAUAGCGACAGCGAUUAGUUGCAGUAGUUAGAUCAGCAUUAUAAUAAUAUGUUUGGGUAGUUUCCUCAGUCAAAAAUGAAUAAUUUAAACCUUUUUCAUUUAAAAUUAUUCCAAACUUCUCAAUUUAAAUUAAUCUUAAAAAAAAAAGUAAAUAGUAUUUUUUAUGUACUCACGUACAUUAAUCGGGAAAAGCUCUACUAGUUUCGAGUCACAGAAGGACUUUUGAUCACGAGCAGCCUGCGCACACGCGGCGAUGUAGUACAGCCUACUAAAAAUUAUAAUUUUAGAAUGUUUCUUUCUUAUUUUCAUAAGAAAGAAAGAAUUUGACGCAAUAUAUCAUGACGUCAUGAUACAUUAUCUAUUUAAAGUUUAUAGAAACGUUGAAGUUUCAAAUUUGAUUGGUUGGAAACUACCCUAUUUUUUUAUCACAUACAACAGCGAAUGUAUGUAACGAUUUUUUAAAAGAAUUUUGUGUAUAUUGCACUGGUUUUAGUACAAUUGUUAAAUGUACAUAUGAACUUAAAUAAUAGUGAAUUACCUUUAACAGAAUGCGAGCUAACUAGCUAAGCGUAAAUAUUUUUAGAAAAUGUAAACGUCAAUUUGUAGCUCAUUUACUUUUCUGAGAAAAUAAAAAAAGUGAACAAAGA